Molecule: messenger RNA, 353 nt
Organism: Paramuricea clavata
Lineage: Eukaryota; Metazoa; Cnidaria; Anthozoa; Malacalcyonacea; Plexauridae
Source: the annotation of a GenBank genome assembly
GUUAAAACUAGAAUUAAGUUAGAAGGAGAAGAACUAGAAAAUUACUGGGAAGUACAAAAGGAAAAAGAGAAAGAUAAAAAGAUGACAGAGGCAGCAAAUAAAAGGUAAAAUUAAUUUACAAUGAACGAUUUGAGUUGGAAUUCAGAAACCAAAUGAUUAUUAAUACGUUAAAUAAAUAAAUUACAGUUGAGGCAUUAUUAUUACUGAUUUGAAAGAGUGAUGUGGUAGAAGUCUGAUUUGAAUUCUUUAGCAAAGAAACAGUUGCAGAAAGUGACAGUGACAGCGAAGAUGAAGGGAUUGGUUUGACAUUCGGAGGAAAAGCGCGACAUGAUCUCAUGAUGUCAGACGAGAAG